GAGUGGUAAAAAGAGUGAGACGGAGAGGACGGAAGAGGGUGCUCCGUGUGAAAGAGCCAAAUGAAAAGACGUUAGUUCGUUGUGACUGAUCAGUGCCUGAAAUUAACUCCUGUACUCGAGCGAUAUCCCCUGUCCUCUGUGUGUCGCUCAACGCCAAAAUGACCUAAAACAACCGUUUGGUUUCACGUGUACGGGUUGACUCUCGACACUCACCCAGCCAGUCAGGCAGCCACCCAAGAUGGCCACCACACCUCCACACAUCCUGGAGACCUCCAUGCCCGGGGAGAUGACCAUCCUCUCGGAUGAAGAGUGUCUCAAGGAGCGGAAGUGGUGGUGCUUCCUCCUCUCCAGCAUCUUCACCUUCCUCAUGGGGGUGUUCUCCGUCCUCAUCGUCCGUGCCUUCGUGGCCAUGUGUUGCAAGAAGGACGAGGAUGAUUACUCCCAAGCUGAGAUGCGCAGAGCCGAGGAUGAGGCCAAGAAGCUGCGGCUUCAGGGACAGAACCCGGAUGCAGGCAUCUCUGAUGGGGAUUUCAUGUCCGAGGCCAAGGAUUGGGCCGGAGAACUCAUCUCCGGUCAAACGGGAACUGGCCGGAUUUUGGUGUGCCUUGUGUUCAUUUUGUCGAUUGCGUCCCUGAUCAUCUACUUCAUCGAUGCCUCCAGUGAAGGGGUCGAGAAAUGUACCCCCUGGAACGUCAACACCACCCAACAAAUCGACUUGGCCUUCAAUAUAUUCUUCAUGGUGUACUUCUUCAUACGGUUCAUUGCGGCCAGCGACAAGUUCUGGUUCAUGCUCGAGGUGUACUCGUUCGUGGACUACUUUACCAUUCCGCCUUCAUUUGUUUCAAUCUACUUGGAUCGGACGUGGAUUGGUCUCCGAUUCCUUAGAGCUUUGCGUCUAAUGACCGUUCCAGACAUCCUCCAAUACUUGAAUAUCCUUAAAACUUCCACAUCCAUUCGAUUAGCUCAGCUGAUCUCGAUCUUCAUCUCUGUUUGGCUGACAGCAGCCGGCAUUAUACACUUGCUUGAGAAUAGCGGCGAUCCACCUGACUUUAGCAAUGUGCAUGAACUCGGCUACUGGGAAUGUGUGUAUUUUCUCAUGGUCACCAUGUCCACAGUAGGGUAUGGAGACAUUGUCUGUUCCACUUCCAUUGGAAGGGUGUUUCAAAUUCUCUUUCUGGGUGUGGGAUUGGCCUUGUUUGCAUCUUGCAUCCCAGAAAUCAUAGAUCUCAUUGGUACCCGACCAAAAUAUGGUGGGACCUAUAAGAAUGAGCGGGGACGAAGGCAUAUUGUGGUGUGCGGACAUAUAACCUAUGAGUCAGUGUCACACUUUCUAAAGGACUUUCUUCAUGAGGAUCGUGAAGAUGUCGAUGUGGAGGUGGUUUUCUUGCACAGAGCGGAUCCCGAUCUUGAGUUUGAGGGCCUUCUCAAACGCCAGCACACCCGAGUCAAGUAUUUUCAGGGAUCUCUUAUGAAUGCCAUGGAUCUGGAAAGGGCCAAGGUUCAUGAGGCUGAUGCUUGCCUAGUUUUGGCCAACAAGUAUUGCCAAGAUCCCGAUGCAGAAGAUGCAGCCAACAUCAUGCGGGUCAUAUCCAUUAAGAACUAUUCAGAUGAUAUCCGUGUCAUUAUCCAGCUGAUGCAAUACCACAACAAAGCCUACCUUCUAAACAUUCCAAGUUGGGAUUGGAAGCGAGGGGAUGAUGUGAUUUGUUUGGCUGAACUCAAACUGGGAUUCAUUGCCCAAUCUUGUCUGGCACCAGGUUUCAGUACAAUGAUGGCCAACCUGUUUGCCAUGCGUUCAUUCAAAACAAGCCCAGACACUCUUCAGUGGCAAAACGAUUACCUUCAUGGGACUGGAUGUGAAAUGUAUACUGAGACCCUAUCACCCACCUUCACUGGCAUGACCUUUUCUCAAGCCUCUGAGUUGUGUUUUGUGAAGUUGAAGCUCCUUCUCUUGUCUAUUGAAGUCAAAGCAGAUGAUGGCAAUGACAACAAGAUUUCCAUCAAUCCAAGAGGGACAAAACUCCCAUCAAACACAGUUGGAUUCUUUAUUGCGCAAUCUGCUGAGGAGGUCAAGAGGGCCUGGUUCUAUUGCAAAGCUUGUCAUGAGGAUAUAAAGGAUGAGUCCAUGAUUAAGAAGUGCAAAUGCAAGAACUUGAUUGGUGGGAUUUUAGUGUCUUCUGUUCUAAAAAGCAAUCAAAUUGCUCGCCAUGUCACUUCUGAUGGAAAAAUUAAUGGGGAUGACGAUUUUGACUCGAUAUUCAUGUCCUCGAGCCAAAGCAAAACAGGCCUCUCAACGGCCUCGAAUGCUGCGGCCAACGUUGUCAGUGGAAAGACCGUGAAUAGUCUGAAGAAGGCUGUGGCAGCGAAUCGUGGAGAGUCCGAAGACUCCAAACCCCUCAUGGCCCCUCCCAACAAUGGAACAAGGAAACCCGAAGUUCAGGGUGGGUCUGAUGAAUCGUAUGGUGGAUACCAUUUGUCGUAUGAAGUGAAAAAGCUGAUGCCCACGAAUAAGGCAGCCGCGCAAAAGCCGAAUGGAAAGGGCAUGGAGGUGGGCAUAGCCGAUGAUCAAGCCCGAGACUUUGACUUUGAAAAGACUGAAAUGAAGUAUGACUCCACUGGGAUGUUUCAUUGGACCCCAGCUCGAGCCAUCGAGGACUGCAUCCUGGAUCGCAACCAAGCUGCUAUGACAGUAUUAAAUGGCCAUGUGGUGGUCUGUCUCUUUGCCGACCCGGACUCACCUCUGAUCGGUUUGCGGAACCUGGUGAUGCCUCUAAGGGCCUCCAAUUUCCAUUACCACGAACUUAAGCACGUGGUCAUUGUUGGAGCCGUGGACUAUAUCCGGCGCGAAUGGAAGACCCUGCAGAACCUCCCCAAGAUUUCUGUUCUCAAUGGCUCUCCAUUGAGUCGGGCAGACUUGAGAGCCGUCAACGUGAACCUCUGCGACAUGUGCGUAAUUUUGUCGGCCAAAGUGCCUUCAAAUGACGACCCCACCCUGGCAGACAAGGAGGCCAUUCUGGCUUCUCUCAACAUCAAGGCCAUGACCUUUGAUGACACAAUUGGAGUGCUAAAUCAAAAUCCCAUCUCGGCGGACAAUAUGAGUCCAUUAGGAAGUCCGAUUGUUCUUCAACGCAAGGGAUCUGUCUAUGGAGCAAAUGUGCCUAUGAUCACAGAAUUGGUCAAUGAUAGUAAUGUCCAGUUCUUGGAUCAAGACGAUGACGAUGAUCCCGACACCGAGCUGUACUUAACCCAACCGUUCGCUUGCGGGACGGCUUUUGCCGUGAGUGUGCUUGAUUCCCUCAUGUCCACGACUUAUUUUAAUCAGAAUGCCUUGACUUUAAUUCGAUCGUUAAUCACUGGGGGUGCCACUCCCGAGUUGGAGCUCAUCCUCGCCGAAGGGGCGGGCUUGAGAGGCGGGUAUUCUACUCCCGAAACUUUGUGUCAUCGUGACAGAUGCCGGGUGGGUCAAAUUUCUCUCUACGACGGCCCAUUAGCUUCCUUCGGGAAUAUGGGCCGUUACUUGGACUUGUUUGUUGCUGCGUUGAGGAAUUAUGGGAUGCUCUGUAUAGGGCUCUACAGGUUCCGUGACACCUCCAGUUCUUUUGAUGCCUCCAGUAAGCGCUACGUCAUUACAAAUCCUCCCGGAGAAUUUGCACUCCUGCCCACGGACCAGGUUUAUGUUUUACUUCCGUUUGAGAGGAAGCAUAGCAGAUACAGUUUCAGUGAAACCAGAUUAUGAAGCAACCCCAUCCACAAUGUGAUGAUACAUUUCGAAAAUAUCCCAACAGUAUUUGUCCUCAUGCAAUUUGACCACGGCAUGGAGUAUCGACCCGAUUGGGGCUUCAAAUCAGUGCCUGGAAUGUCCGGCUUACCAGGCGCUCCUGGAGUUCCCCGAGGCUCUGGCUCUUCAUCGCGGAAGUCCGUUGGGAAUGCGGCCCUCAUGGGCACGCCCAAGGCCAAACCUGGCUCCAAUUCCGCACUCAACACAACCACCAAGGACGAUAAGAGCUGACUAUUGCUUUGUAGUGCUCUCACCGACGGCCCCUAUUCGUAUAUCUAAUAUCCACUAUUUUGUGGAAGGAGCUUCUAAUUGGCCCUAACACCCGGACCACUUGCAAGAGAGCACUACAAGCACAACCUACUUAAUCACACGCCCACCUACGAAACCACCAACCACCAUUACCACCAUUACCACAACCACCAACUAUUAUGUACUUACUUACAUCAAUUCCGAAAGCACCACGAUAACAAAACCCGCACCCACGCCCCUAAAUAUUCUGUGAUUGCCAACACGUACAGUUUCUUUUUUCUAGUCACGCCUUCUUCUUGUAAAGAUGAACAUUUACUGAAAGCUAAGGGGUGUGAGGUGCGAAUGCGUGAUGUUUGUAAUCACUUGUAAAUCCGCCCUCUUCUGAUGACCUCUUCUCAUAUCCGGAUCAACUUAUCAAUCUCUCCAAAUUGUCCCGCGUUUCUUUGUGAUGUUGAAUACGAUAUCAGGUCUUGUUUUGAAAAAGCCAACUACUUAUUAUUAUUACUAUGUGAAUCAGAGAUGAUUUUUAUACAGUACUGUUUUCUGUGUUGACAUUAAAUUCUUCCCACACUCCAA
Messenger RNA from Tigriopus californicus, 4603 nucleotides. It is a transcript of the gene slo, whose product is annotated as calcium-activated potassium channel slowpoke-like. Gene Ontology annotation, cellular component: postsynaptic membrane. The record is from RefSeq and is a predicted model, not a curated record. Lineage: Eukaryota; Metazoa; Arthropoda; Copepoda; Harpacticoida; Harpacticidae. Gene Ontology annotation, molecular function: large conductance calcium-activated potassium channel activity. Bases 239 to 3736 code for a protein of 1165 amino acids. The transcript is spliced from 25 exons. Gene Ontology annotation, biological process: potassium ion transport; transmembrane transport.